This is a messenger RNA of Macrobrachium nipponense, 6809 nucleotides long. RefSeq names its product arfaptin-2-like (gene Arfip). Gene Ontology annotation, cellular component: trans-Golgi network membrane. The record is from RefSeq and is a predicted model, not a curated record. Lineage: Eukaryota; Metazoa; Arthropoda; Malacostraca; Decapoda; Palaemonidae. The transcript has 9 exons. Gene Ontology annotation, molecular function: protein domain specific binding; phospholipid binding. Bases 172 to 1350 code for a protein of 392 amino acids. Gene Ontology annotation, biological process: intracellular protein transport; regulation of Arp2/3 complex-mediated actin nucleation.
UUUUUUUUUUUCUACACACGCUAUUGUAUUGGAUGGAAGUAAUCCCAGUAGACAGACGGCAUUACAGUAGUUAUUUCAACAUAUAAUGGGAGAACUAAUUCAUCUGAGUAUACAUCGAGCAUGCAUUGGUCUGGGGCCUAAGCCAACUGCUCUUGAAUUUCAGAAGCAAUUAUGGACGGAGAUCUGAGUGAAGGCGGCAUGCAAAAUGUUGCGCUGAAUGACGGAGCCAUCAAUUCUGAGAACCAGCCCCUAGCUGGAGCUGGAAUGUCCAUGAGCAAUGCUGUCAACAACUCUGGAGGAGUGCAGUCGCCCACGUCCCCGACGCAGCCCAUAGCAGUCUCUCAGAAUCGGCCCACCUCUCUUCCACAGUACCCCCAUAACCCAGGUUCAUCAUAUGCCUCCCCCAAUAAUGCCAAUAGUCCUGAGUACGGGAAUAAGUGGUCCUGUUAUAUCUCGCCGUUUCCAGCCAUGUCUCCCGUCCCUUUAGCAACGCCCACAACACCCAGCAGUGAAAAUGGCGCAGCGGUCGUACGGUCAGGGUCAAGCAAAAUGGAGAGCAUCAAGACGUGGUCUAUCUCCACAUAUAAGUGCACUAAGCAGCUCAUUUCCGAGAAAUUAGGCAAAUCCUCACGGACAGUAGAUACUGAGCUGGAAGGUCAGAUUGAGGCGCUGCGAGACACGCAACGUAAAUAUUCACAAAUACUACGGUUAGCAAGAGCUUUAUCUUCACAUUUUUACCACGUUGUUCAAACACAACAGCAGUUAGGCGAUGCAUUCGCUGAUCUAGCCCAGAAAUCUCCAGAGCUUCAAGAAGAAUUUAUAUAUAAUGCCGAGACUCAACGAACUCUAACCAAAAAUGGAGAAACUCUCCUUGGUGCAUUAAAUUUCUUUGUUUCCUCUGUCAACACACUUUGUAACAAGACCAUGGAAGACACUUUACUUACCAUCAAGCUGUACGAAGCUGCAAGGGUGGAAUACGAUGCGUACCGUAGUGACCUUGAAAUGAUGUCACAACAACCAAGGUCUGAAAUAAGUAGCAUCAAGUUAGAGGAGGCGCAGAGGAACUUCAGUAUGCACAAGGCGCACUAUGACAGGUUGAGGGCAGACGUAGCAAUUAAACUAAAAUUUUUGGAUGAAAAUAAGGUUAAAGUAAUGCACAAGCAGUUGCUAUUAUUCCACAAUGCCGUUUCGGCAUAUUUUAGUGGUAAUCAGACGGCCCUAGAAGCAACGCUUAAGCAGUUCAACAUUAAACUUCGCAGUCCCAACACAGCUCCCCCUUCUUGGCUUGAACAAUCUGUGCCAGAGACGUUUCAGACAAUUUUUGGUAGUCUAAACUCCCCAACCAAGUAACAUAAGCCAUCACUUUCACAUUCUUAUAACUAUAAAUCAUUUCAGGCAAUGAAUGAUCAGCCUAAAGGAAUUUUAUUUUUCUAUGUAGCUGCGAGGAACAAAUGUAAGUAAACGCUGACAUUUAGUUACAUGAACUCCAAGUGAUUGUGAGGAUGCUAUAUAUGGCACAUUGACAUUGAAACAUAUGUAUGUAUUUGCAAAUCAUGAGCUUUCUAAAAUUUUGACAAAAUUAUAACCAUGUUUGUAUCGUCAAAUUUGCAAAAAAAAUGAUCCUGUGAUUGAGCAAAUGUUUUUUUAUGAAUUGGCAAGUGCCCUUGUAAAACAGAAGUAAUAAGCAACAUUCUUAAUUCUCCUGUUUUAUAUUUACAUGUAUACAAAGACUUGAGUUGAAAAAAUCAUGGCCAAGUAAAUGUCACUUAAUGCCAUAUGCUUUAUUAAGAGGGCAUUAUUAUACAGAAGAAAUGUGGCUUCAUAUUUUAUACUGUAAAAUCUGGGUCAUGUGUUAAACUCACGUGUAUGAUACUUGUAAUUUUUGUGUAAUGACUUAGUAACGCCUAAGAAAUAUUUGCAAUAUUCAUGUAUCGUUUACAAUGUUUUGUUUGUCUUUGUUUCAAGAUUUUACCCAAGUUAUAGGGGUUUGCAAUUUCAUAGGAAAUUUGUCAGAUGGAAGAAAAUGCCUUAUCAUUGAAGUCCAAGUGGUAGGGAAGCUUUAGAAAAAAAGAAGUUGGUUGAAAAAGUGAUAUGCUUCACUGUGUAGUUGAAGAUGUUUUGAAAACCUGGUGAUGAAAUUUUGUAAAUGCUGCUGUGGUCCAUUGUUCGGAUCAGUAAUUUAAUCACAUCUGCUCGCAUAUUGUAGGUUCUAUAAAUUUAAUAUUGAUAUUAGUAAUCAUUCUAGUCAAUUUUGUAUGGUUACAUCAAAUUGUACUAUUACACUUUGUAGUUAACAGUAGCAGCACAUUUGUAACAUGAUACAAAAAUUAUGAAGGCUAAAGAACCAAAAAUCAAUCAAGACAUUACUAUGUAAUGGAUUUUGUCAUUUUCUUUCCUCUUCUAGUCAUCUACCUUGUCUUUUUUUAUAUAUAUACAUAUACCUCAGCAGGAUUGAGUCUUUUAACAUGUAACCCCCAAACUGUUGCUGCUCAUUCAAUGACAGUCUACUCCUCGUUUGUUUCAUUCCAUUAUCAGUGGGUUGUAAAUGGUUCUAAUGGGUUGCUGCUUGAUUUUAUAAGCCUUGUUGACCCAAUGCAAUAGAGAACAAAUAAAGCAAUUGUGAUUUGGUAACAAAAGAACAAGGUUUUUGAACAAAAUGUUCUAGGAGCAAUCUGAAAAUAUAGAACAUGUCAAAAGUAGUACCAGACUAGCAAACAAAUUUGUAUCGUUUCUUUGUCUCACUUACUGGAGAGACCCAAUAAAAGUAACUUCAGAGCAGUUUUGGGGUUACGUAGUUCCUCAUUCCUGUCCUGUGGUGUUGUAACAGCCAAAGCCAUCGGUGGUAAUAUGCCUUGCUGGUUCCUUUAACUUUAUGGUUUUCUCCACCUGGAUUUCUGGUCAGUCAGAUUAUUUUACGCUCUAUUUUUCUGUGUAUAAUCAAGAUAAAUUGUUUUAAAUUGUUCAUUUAACAGAAGGGGACCUUACUAAAAUCCAGUAGACUCUUUGUCUGGUUGGACUUCAACUGAUAACUAUUCUUCUGUUGUCGAAGCUUUGUAAGUGCUUAUACAUUCCUUUUCGGUUCAUUUCCCGAAAUUUAGAAAGAAAAAUAGUAACAAACAGGUAAUGAAUUACACAAUAAUACAUAGAAAGAUCCUGAAAAUUGUGUAGUAUAUAAUCUAUAUAUAUUUCAACUGACAUCUGUUUCCUUGUAUGGGAGAUUACCACAGAUGUAAUUUGAAUAAUAUAUAUUUAGAUAAAUAAAAACUAGUACAGCAUCUUGAAGGUAUCAUGUUAGGAAUGAAAAUGUAAAUUUUAUUUACUAUGUGUCAUUAAGUGAAUGGUACAACCGUUCCUAAUUUGUACAUAUUUUAAUACUGUACCAGAGUUUUUUCUGGUUACCUUUAAUAAGGAAAAAAUAAAAUAUUCAUUGAGUUGGAUAUUCCUAACAGUUUUUUUUUUCUUUUUUUUUUUUUUUUUGGUUACAUGAAGUUGUUUUGGGUGUGUUGUUUGUAUGUGCCUGUAAUAAUUUACAAAUGGUGAUCAUCAUGCUACUUUAUUUUUAAGGUUUGUUAUUAUUAUUAUUGGCUGUAUUUUCCAAUGUGAACAAAGGUAUGAACAAGGGGACUUCUUCACUCUGUGAAAGUUAAAUUUGGAGACCCUGUUGAAUUUAGCCAUUAGGAUCUGUACUCUUAAGGAGAAAUGGUUUGUAAAAUGCAUUGCCCUUUGUGUCUGCAAUGAAGGUUUUUUGUUAUUGUUCAUAUACUAUUCACUGUUUAUCACCUGCUGGACAAGACAUAGCUUCAAAUGGUUUAGAAGAGGAGAUAACCUGCUUUUUGCAUUUGUGUAUAUAAGGACUAACAGGACAGUCAGAACAAAGUGAUCUAUUUCAUCUCCUCACCUUGUUCUUACCUUCUGUUUAGGUUUGAAAAUAUGGUAGUAAGUGUUCAACAUUAUAGGCUAACUUAAUUAGUUUUGUCAAGUGUAACAACACUGUAGUUGUAUAUACUGGUUUUGCAUAUUCAGAGAUUGUUUAUGCCUUAGAUAACUGUGUGCAAUAGUAUGUUCUUUUACGCAUGAGAGUCUUGUUGACAAGAAGUACCGGGCGUUUUAUAAGUUUAUAGAAAGGGACGAAAAAAAGUAUUUCGAUGAAAAUCACUUUUUGUUUCAAGUAGCUUUGCUAAGAGUUAGUGAUAAGGAUAUUGAUAGUUAUUUUUCAUUUCUUAUGCCCUCAGAAGUGGGGCAUGAAUCGUCUUUCCCCCUAACUGUAUUUCCUUUUCAUUUUCGAGAGAUCUUAUCAUUUACGACAUGGUCAUGUCUUCACAUAAUAUUCCCCUAUGUGAUCUGGCUUAGGUAUAACACAUUUGUCAGAGAAUUAGCAGAGUGUCUGUUUCAAUAGCUAGAAUAUGUUGAGUGCUCUGGUUCAUUUACCCACAAUUUAGAUCUUAUCAAGAAUAUUGAUUGAGGAAAGCUGUUAGGCAUAGUUGUACUAUGUAUUGUACAGUACUUUUCACUGUUGGAUGCAUUUACUUUUAGUGCAAUGUAUUAUUUGGAGAAUAUUGAAACAGUAUACAUAUUCAAUACAGGAACUCUUUAGAAAUAGUAGAUUGUAAAAUAAUGGAUCCUGCUGGCAAUAUGUAUCACGAUUGGUCUGAAAUAUGUUCCAGGUACAGUAUUUCAAAGUACAGUAUGCCCUGUGCAGGGGUCUAGCACAUACUAAUUACACUCCAGGUCUUGCUCUAGUUUUUUUUUUUUUUAACUUGCUCUGGUCUCCUCCAGUCCAGCAUCUUUUUCACCUCUUAAAAACCAGUUGUUGCAUGCCAGCCCAGUAAGUCAAGCAGUAUGUGUUAGUGGUCUGGUUAAACUAAAUACUCUAAAAAAAAAAACCCAUUUUCAGAUUCAGUAUUGGUAGGUAUGUUGAAGCAAUUAGACAUGAAAAAUGGGUUGUUGUUCACUUUCACUUAGUUUCAGACUAUUAUUUGCAGUAUUAAGAGUCUCUCCUUUAUCCUUCAAGUAAUAACAUUAGGAAACCUUAUAAUUUUAUCAUUUAAAGGUUGUUCAAUGGAGAUGUAAUUCUUUGUUGCCUCAUGUAUGUUACUUUUUGCCAAUAAAAAGUCCGAUUAGAGCAUAUAUUAUAAAACAAUAUUGUCUACAUUUUAAGGUAGGCUGAUGGGAAAGUCCUUGAACUGUAUUGAUAAUUUAGUAUAGUUGUAAGUUAAGUGCAUUACAGUUGUGUGUUUAAAAGACACAGCUUGGAUAGUUUUCUGAUGAAUAGUAUUUUAUGAAUUAUUUAAAUCGUGUUGCAUAGUUGUUAUAUUUUGACUACGUAUUUCAAUUCAAGUUGGACUAAGCAGUUUGUUACGAGAAUAGACACUAUCCUUUGCUUUAUUGAUGGACUGCAAUUGUAGCAAUUUCCAUUAUUCUGUGAAUAAUUUGGUAGUUUUCAAAUUUUAACGAUUUAUACGUUUUACCCAAAUGAGCUAGAAGCCAGGUUUUUCAUGGGUUAAGGUCUGAGAUAGACAAAAUGAGUUUAAAAGUGCAGGUCUUGCAUUCCUUUUUUAUUUUUUUGUGUUCCCUUUGGUUUUUCCCACUUCUGUGUCCAGCUUCUUGAAUUUAAUUGCUGUAUUUCAUGUCUCUUCAUGACAAAUUCCCGAGAGUAGAAGUAUGGCAUAGUGGUCUAGCUAGCCUUUGGAGGGUUCAAUUAUACCUCAUCAUAUUUCCAGCUUGUGAGAUUUCAGUGAAAUCACAUGACAAUCUCGAAGUUAAUUUGUUCUGACUUUUUCUUUUGAUUUUUUUUCAUAUUUGAAUACUGUACGAUAAAAUCCAGGUAUUCUACUUCAGAAUAACUGUGUAACCAGAAGACAUUUUGAAAAUUUCAAUCAAAUAACAGCAAGUCUCAAAAGAAAAAAAGAAAAAAGAAAAAAGUUUGCCAUAAUAAGUGACUCAUAAAAUCUCUCAUAAGGGGAAAGCUAUUUUAUUAUAGGGCUUGUUUUGAUUGCUGUACAGUACUGUAAUUGCUUAAGUAUGAAUUUAUAGCACAGGCUACCUAGUUUGUUUCGUUCUCUAUUUAAGGGUGCCUUUCUUGAAGAGCCUGUCAAGAUUAUAGUCCUUAGAUAACAGUGGUGUAGUUUUAAAUUUUGCUGCCACAAAGAAGCAACAAAUUAAUUUAAGUCAUCCAUAUUAGUUUUUCUAAUCAGUGGUGUUAUUCAUACAUAAACCUACUAUGUUUCCAAGUGCUUUCAGAAUUUGCCGCCUUUUUAAGUGAUAGGGGUCACAGAUACAGUUUAUUCAGUCUUUAAAUAUUAUAUUCAGUAGUAAAGAGUAUUCAGGAGACACUUCUGUUAGCAUUGUAGCUAAUUUUAAAGUAACUGCGUACAUGAAGAAUACCUCACAGAAGCUUUUUAGUUUGCAGUAUAGAAGAAAUUCUUUGUGCAGGUUGUGAAUAGUGCAAUAAUUGUCAGCCUACAUUUUUUUUUUUUUUUUGACCAAGUACUCUUAAAAGUUUGGGAACUCGACAGUAAAAUGUAGGAUUUUGUUUGUCACUGCACUCGUGCUACUUUCUUAAAAGCUAUAUCAAGAGGCAGCUGAACAUUUCCACAGUUAAAGUCAGAAAGGUCUUACAUGUGGGUAAGUGGACCUAGAGCCCAUUACUGCUCUUCAAAAUAUAAGAACUCCACAGAGCAGAUUCACUAAUAGUUAGCCUUGGUCAUUUUGUACGCAUUAGUUCCUGAUAAGGAAGGUAAUGAACAGGAAUCAUUGUGAAAAGCAGGAAUUUUUGUUAUGUAAUAAAUAAUAGAACAAUGUAUUACUGA